Messenger RNA from Symbiodinium necroappetens, 1863 nucleotides. The record is from the annotation of a GenBank genome assembly. Lineage: Eukaryota; Dinophyceae; Suessiales; Symbiodiniaceae.
AUGCACCAGAUGAUUUACGAAGAGCGCCAAAACGAUGGGAAAGAGGUCCGCGGCAUGCUGCUGAUUGAUGAUAUUUGGAUGGUGGGGCGCCUGCUCUUCAGAAAUACCGGCGACGUAUUUGGCACGUUGAGGCUGCGGUACAUUGAAGAGUCUGAUUGUCUGGUCUCGUACUUCCAGCCAGCGGGCAGUGAUAAGUGGGUUCACGCGGUGUCGAACCGGUGCCUUGCAAAGGCAGAGGCGCCCUUGAACGAGCUGAAGACGGUUUCAAACCGGACAAGUCGAGCGAGGUCCAGUCCUCAUAUGUUGGAGUUGCCCAAAGAUGGCGAUCUCCCUUGGAAUGGUGAAGACUCUAUGCUUCAGGUCUAUCAGCACGAUGGAUUGUCACCCUUGCUGCGAGACUGCGUUCUGCACUCACUCAAGGCCCGGAUCAAGUAUUUGGAGAACGCGAUGAUGCACGACAAGGCUGAGUCUCCGAGACCUUUGGAGAUUGGUUGGCGGGCCUCGCCUGCCCAGGUGGUGCCUGCAUCAGGCAAUGAAGCGCAGGAGGCCCGACCUCGCCAGAAGCUGGGCCAGAGGCAGAGGCGUUUUGCCAGGACUGUUUGGCAUGAGAUUGAGGAUGCGGAUGUUGAUGCUGCUCAGCAAAAGCGACCAAAAUCCAUCGUCGCAGGCGCCGGCGCUGUCGCCCGGUCUGAAACCAAGGACCAAGGCGUCCAGUGCGAUGCACAGGGGCAGGUUGAGACACAAGAGCCACAGAUUCCUGACGAGACGAGCCAGUGGAAGGUGGCUCUUCUGACGGAGGAGCUGCUCGAGCUCCAGGCGAAGCCGCUCACUGCCACCAGUCUUUGGGUUAGGCAAAACAGCGUCACUGCAAGCCCUGUCCCCUGUUUCGGAGCCCAAGUCCGUUGCAAAAGCUACGUGACGCCAUGCAUUUGUCCACAGCGUCUGGCGCGAAUGGACGACCUGCAGUGCAACGGCAGAUGGUCCAAGGAGGUUCUCUCCGCAGGCGAUGCAGGGGGAAGAGUUCCUGAGACAGGCGAUCGCGUCACGCUGCACUACACAUGCCGCUUGGGCGAUUCUGACGGCGCACUUUUAGAUGACUCGAGAGGCAGAAACGAGCCGUUUUCCUUCACUCUCGGAGAAGGUGAGGUCAUACCAGCUUGGGAGCAAGCGCUUUGUUCCAUGAAGCGCGGCGAGUUCGCCGCACUUACGGUCCACCCCGAGAUGGCCUUUGGGAAUGCCCCCAUCGCAGGAGGUGCCAAGCUGGUUGAGAGCAAGCGAGUCCUCUACUUUGAGCUGGAGCUUCUUGACACAGUGCCCUCUGCAGAGGCUGAGGUGUGCCGAGAGGAUCUGUCGGCCGAGGAGAGGCUGGUGCAGGCCACGAAAGCUAAGGAGGAGGGCAACACCCACUUCAAGGCUGGCACUUUGGAGCAGGCAGCACGCUCUUACCUGCUGGCACUGGAGCUUCUGGGCUUCGAGGCAGAUGCGGAUCCGCGAGCUGAAGAGGGUGUCUGGUCAGACGCUGUUCGAAGCGAGUCGAGAAAGACACUGGCGCUGGCUUGCCAACUGAACCUUUCACAGUGCAUGCUCAAGCUGGAAGAUCAUCAAGCUGCAAGGUAUCAUGCUGAAGCAGCGCUGCUUCUGCACCCAAAGAACUCCAAGGCCCUCUACCGCCGUGGCCUCGCUGGCCUUGGAUGCGGGCUCUUGCAGCAGGCCAAGGAGGACCUGCGCGAGGCUGCCAAGCUGGAGCCCAGGAAUGCUGACAUUCGACGCCAUCUGCAGGAGUGCCAGCAAAGACUGUCGGAGGAAAAGAGCAGCACCAAGGAUGCAUAUGGCGGCUUCCUGGUUCGAUCUCAGGAUUCCUGA